Molecule: messenger RNA, 5126 nt
Organism: Stegastes partitus (bicolor damselfish)
Lineage: Eukaryota; Metazoa; Chordata; Actinopteri; Pomacentridae
Gene: pik3cg
Product: phosphatidylinositol-4,5-bisphosphate 3-kinase, catalytic subunit gamma
Exons: 24
Coding region: 180-3551 (1123 amino acids)
Biological process (GO): phosphatidylinositol 3-kinase/protein kinase B signal transduction; phosphatidylinositol-mediated signaling; cell migration
Cellular component (GO): plasma membrane; cytoplasm; phosphatidylinositol 3-kinase complex, class IB
Molecular function (GO): 1-phosphatidylinositol-3-kinase activity; 1-phosphatidylinositol-4-phosphate 3-kinase activity
Source: RefSeq, a predicted model, not a curated record
AGUUAACCGGUGAGUUUGACAACCGCUGUGGGUAGAAACGCAGCAUUUCCUUCAUCCAGGCUUUGGACACAAACUCAGAAACAGUUUUACUCAGUCUGUGCUCUCUUCAUUUAGCAUAAAUGCCGAAGUCUUCCUCCACGGUUCGGGCUUUCGUUGCCGUCUGCGUUCAUUGCUAGGCGAUGGACGGGCAGCAGAUCCAGGUGAGCGACGAAGAGCCUGAAGUCCUGCGAGAAGAGAACCGAAGGAGGAGGAGGAGAAAGAAAGCCAUCACCUCAUCGUCCUGCUCCUCCAUGGAUCAGAUCUCGGUAGAGUUUGUGCUGCCCACGGCGGCGAGGGGCGGAAACGGCCCCGACUCCCUGCUGCUGGAGGUGGCUGGAAACUGGACCGUAGAGCAGGUGAAAGCUCAGGUGUGGCUGAAGGCCGUGACCUUAAAUCUCUGUCCUGACUUCUACCAGCGGUUUUCUCCAGACCACUGCAUCCUGCUCUACCAGAAGAAAGGCAACGUUUGUGAGAUCUACGACAAGCACCAGGUCUUCCAGACUCUAGACUGCAUUCGCUACUGGAGAGCUCUGAAGAAGGACGUGGGGCGGAUCCAGCUGGUUCCCCGUCCGCAGCCCUCGGAUGAGUCUCAGCAGUACCAGCGUUACCUGAACUACCUGAUCGGCUACGAUGUCACUGACGUCAGCAACGUCCACGACGACGAGCUGGAGUUCACACGCAGGAAGCUGCUGACGCCGCGACGCAUCGAGCUGUCGGACCGCGACCCAAACCUUUACUCCAUGGACCCGUGGGUGACCCGCAAGCCGCUGCCUGAACACCUGCACGCCAAGAUCAACAACAGUCACAUCUUGGUGGUGAUCCACAUCAGCACGGCCAGCCAGACCAUCAAAGUGUCCAUCGAUGACACACCGACACAGGUGUUGGCGAGCUUUUUUGCCAAGACAACAAAUAAAAGAGUUUUGCUGGGCAUCCCUGAACACAUGUGUGAGACUGACUUUGUGCUGCGUGUGUGUGGCAGGGAGGAGUACUUGUAUGGAGAGAAGCCUCUGCAGGACUUUAACUGGGUCCGUCAGUGCCUGAAGAACGGGGAGGAAAUCCACCUGGUUCUGGAGACUCCACCUGAUCCUGAUCUGGAUCUGGUCCAGAAGGAGGACUGGGCGCAAGUGGACGACUGCACUGGAGUCGCAGGAACUCAUGAGCAGUUGACCAUUGACGAGAAAGACCACGAGCGAGUGUUCACCAUCUCCAUGUGGGACUGUAACAGAAAGUUCAGGGUGAAGGUGCUGGGGAUCGACAUCCCAUCCCUCCCCAAAGUCCCAGAGUUUAUCGUCUUCAUAGAGGCCAGCAUCUUCCACGGGCAGCAGCUGUUAGCCCAGGAGAGGACGACUUCCAAAAGUUUCAAUGAAGAAGUUCUGUGGAACUGCUGGUUGGAGUUUAACAUUAAAAUCAAGGACCUGCCUAAAGGGGCACGCCUCAACCUCCAGGUGAUCUGUGGGAAGCAACCUCAGACACCAAACUCCAAAGGAGGCUCCUAUCAGGAUAACACAGCAGGAACCGCCAGCCUGGAUGGAAAGACCAAGAGUCGUCUCCUGUACUACGUCAACCUGCUGCUGAUCGACCACCGCUCUCUGCUGCGCCAGGGCGAGUUCAUCCUCCACAUGUGGAAGAUGCCAGAGAAGAGCGACGAGAGCAGCAGCAGCACCAACGCAGACAAGCUCACCUCGGCCACCAACCCAGACAAGGCCUCCUCCAUGGCCAUCGCCAUCUUACUGGACAAGUACUGCUACCCGGUGGUGCUGCCCAAGAGCCGGGACGUGAGCCGGGACUACGGCGCUGUGGGGGAGGAAGCAGAGGGAGGGGAGAGAGGUCAGAGAGAGAUGCCGAACCACCUGAAGAAACAGUUUGGGGCCAUUGUGGCGACGGACCCCCUCCAUCCUCUCAGUCCUGAGGACAAAGAGCUGCUGUGGCACUUCAGACAUGAGUGCAUGCGAGACCCCAGGGCCUACCCAAAGCUGCUGGGAUCAGUCAGGUGGGGCAGACAGGAAGAUGUUUUGGCCACACAUCGUCUGUUGGAGCGCAGCAGUGCGUGGGACACCAGUGGUCUGGAUGUUGGUCUGGCCAUGCAGCUGCUGGACUGCCACUAUUCAGAUGCUCAGGUCCGCUCAAUGGCUGUCAGGAAGCUGGAGACGCUGGAGGAUGACGAUGUGCUCAGAUAUCUCCUCCAGCUCGUACAGGCAGUCAAGUUUGAGCCCUACCAUGACAGCGCUCUGGUCAGGUUCCUGCUGAAGAGAGCUCUGAGGAGUAAACGCAUCGGUCAUUUCCUCUUCUGGUUCCUGCGCAGUGAGAUCGCCCAGUCCAUGCACUACCAGCAGAGGUACGCCGUCCUGCUGGAGGCCUACCUCAGAGGCUGCGGUGAAAACAUGCUGCAGGACUUCAGGAAACAGGUGGAGAUGACUGAGGCUCUGCAGAAAGUCACCCGCGAGAUCAAGGCCAUAUCCACCGAAAAAUCUGACGUCACGCCACAAGUGGUGUUUCAGCUGCGCCAGAAGCUGGAGACUCUGCAAGCGUCGGGUCUGCCGGAGAGUUUUCGAGUCCCGUAUGAUCCAGGACUGAGAGCUGGAGCCCUGCUGAUUGAACAGUGCAAAGUGAUGGCAUCUAAGAAGAAGCCGCUGUGGCUGCAGUUCAAAAGGGCCGACCCCACCACUCUGUCCAAGGACCCCAUAGGCAUCAUCUUCAAAGACGGCGAUGACCUCCGACAGGACAUGCUCAUCCUGCAGAUUCUGCUGAUCAUGGAGUCGAUCUGGGAGACUGAAUCGCUGGAUCUCUGCCUGCUGCCGUACGGCUGCAUCUCCACUGGCAACCGGAUAGGUAUGAUUGAGAUCGUUAAGGACGCCACCACCAUCGCUAACAUCCAGCAGAGCGUUGUUGGAAGCACCGGAGCGUUUAAAGAUGAAAUCCUCUGUCAGUGGCUCCGCGACAAAUGUGUCAGCGAGGACAAGUUCCAGCAGGCUGUGGAGAGGUUCCUGUAUUCCUGUGGUGGAUACUGCGUGGCUACUUAUGUCCUGGGUAUUGGAGAUCGGCACAAUGACAACAUCAUGAUCACUGAAUCUGGGAAUCUCUUCCACAUCGACUUCGGUCACAUCCUGGGGAAUUACAAGAGUUUCAUGGGAAUCAGUAAGGAGUGGGUUCCCUUCGUGCUCACGCCAGACUUCCUGUAUGUCAUGGGAACGUCAGGAAAGAAAAGCAGCCCCCACUUCCAGAAGUUCCAGGACGUGUGUGUGAAGGCUUACCUCGCUCUCCGGCAUCACACCAACCUGCUCAUCAUCCUCUUCUCCAUGAUGCUGAUGACCGGUAUGCCUCAGCUGACUAGUAAGGAGGACAUCGAGUACAUCCGCGAGGCGCUGACCGUCGGUCGCAGCGAGGAUGAGGCACAGCGCCACCUGCUGGACCAGAUAGAGAUCUGCAGGGAGAAAGGCUGGAUGGUUCAGAUCAACUGGUUUGUUCACCUGGUGCUGGGGAUCAAGCAGGGUGUGGAGAAACGGUCCACCUAGGAGCUCUUAGGACAUCAGCAAGUAAAAGAAAAGCACAGGAGUCUUACAGUAGGGUCCACAGGAGACUGUAAAAUCUGAUGACUGCACAUAAUAUAUAUAUAUUAAUUCCCUACACAAAGUGCCUGCAAAUAAACCUGUUUUAAAAAAAAUUCAGACCAUUUCAACCAUUACAACGUAUUUAUAGAAAAAAAUAAGAUUAUAAAGGUGGACUUGGACUGUAAGUCUUAUAGAAGACCAACACCAUUAAACCAACCAGUUGAACAACUGGAGCUACACAGAAAUGCAUCGAAGAUAACGAGAAUCUCCCCCUUUGACCUGAACUAAAGAGACCCAGAGCUGAAAAUAAACUGAACACAGACACGACUGUUAUCUCUGCACUGCAAAGACCAAGUCAAACAUCCACUCCAAAGCUACACAAUAAUAUGUCUACAAGUUCUCUUUAAUUUGCCUUAAUGAGCAGCAUUAAGACAACCACAGGUCAAAGUAACCUAGUGUCAUUUUCUCCUGAACUGCAGACUGAAAUGUUGCUCUCUGCUUCCACUUAAAACAAUAAAUGGUUAAAUAAGAACCUUUUGAAAAUAGAAACUAUGAUUAUAAACCGUGUUUCCGUGAGGGAUGAACUGGAUCUUUACAUUCUACCCUUAACACGAGGACAGACCACUUAGUGUUUCUGCUGUGAGGAAACACUCGUCUCUCACAUUUCCUUCACCUGAUUUGCAUUUGAAAACGUGGUCGACGUCACACUGGGUUUUAAACGUUUGCUGAAGUAGCGUUGCACUGUCCUUCCACCCCCAGAGGAACUAUGUGGUAAAUAGUUCACAGAAUAUUCUUCCAUAUUCUCAACCUUAUUGAGUAAUGGAUGCAUUAUGAAAUCAGUCGGAUUCUCCUGGUCGAAGAUCGAAAAUCGAUGUAAUGUCACUGAACUAUUCAAGAUGAGAGCUUUAUUAUUUAUAAAUUAAAGAUGUUUUUUAGUUGCACUAAAGAUGCAAAUGUACAACUACUGUAACGGACAUGACAGAGCUGCACGUCUUCAUCCUACACAUCAGCCUGACGGGACAUUGAGCACAUGCUGGUCAGUGCUGUUUUUUACUCCUCGUAGAAUCACAGCACAUAGAAGUGUUGUUGUUGUUUUUUCUACCGCCGAAUGAUUCCGAACAUUUCUGAUUUCACAAUCAAGAAUAAUUAUUUCACAGCUCGUUUAGCAUUUCCAUGUGAGCUUGUUAUGUCAUAUAAGGUGAAAUAUGAGCUGAAAAGAUGAUCUUAGGAAUGAAUUGUUGAAUGUGUUGAAGGUUUUGGAUGAACAGAAAGAAAGUUUAAUUUCCUUUACUACGGUUCAUGAGUGAAGUGAUAUCCAAGUUGGAGACAGAAGCUAUGAUGAGCACCAGCAGUUUGAUAAUCAGUGUUUUUUAAAAGUUUGCAUAAAAAAAAACGUGUUCCAAAGACGGAAACCUUCCAUUUUAAAACUGUUCUGAACUGAAGCCUCGUGUGCCUGUAAAUGCCUUCAGCCACUGAUUCUGGACAGUGGAAUGAAACUUUUCUAUGUCGUGAUGAUUAAAGUCAUGUGCUACAAACACA